ACUGGCAGAUUUGAAUACAGGGAGACAGAAGAGGAGGAGGAGGAGGAGGGGAGAUAGAGCAAGUGGGGGCGUUGCACUAGUUUGCCCCUGCUCACUCUCUCUCUCUCCCUCUCUCUCCCUCUCUCUCUCUCUCGCUCUGUGCGCCGGGUCAGGAUGGAAAGGCUUACACAGGCAGGGGAGGAAACAUGUCAUGAGAGGUGAUGACACAGAACCAGAGAGAUAUCCAAAGUCGCCGCUCGCCGCUGCUGCUGCUUCUCCCGCUGCUCCUGCUGCUUUUACUGCGUCCCACAGAGGAGAGAGAGAGCCAAAGAUAGCCUCCGUCCUCUCCCCCACCUCUCUCUCUCUUCCUCUCUUUUUCACUUUGUUUGUGAACGAUGGGAUUUUAAUCAUGUGGAAGACAGCUGAGCGGCUCUUCUGGAUUUCGCUGACGCUGCGCCUGGUCCCGCCUGGCCUCCUCUGAGCAGAAUGGAAACUCUGGAGUCAGAGCUGACCUGCCCAAUCUGCCUGGAGCUCUUUGAAGACCCGCUGCUGCUCCCCUGCGCCCACAGCCUGUGCUUCGGCUGCGCCCACCGCAUCCUCAUCUCACACUGCGCCACCAACGAGUCCGUUCAGAGUAUCGGAGCCUUCCAGUGCCCCACCUGUAGAUAUGUCAUUUCCUUGAGUCCUGAACGUGGACUAGAAGGACUAAAGAGAAACGUGACCCUGCAGAACAUUAUCGAUCGAGUCCAGAGGGCCUCGUCUUCAGCUGGGCUUCCUCUACCGCUACCUGCGCCCCACAGUGGGCCCAACUCUCCCGGGGAGGAAGGAAGCAACAGAUUGGCGCUGGUUCCAGUCAGCGCCGCCAUGUCCAGUCCAGGAACGCCCCCAGAGCCGGUCCAGUGCCAGUUCUGUGAGCAGGACCCGCCUCAGGACGCUGUGAAAACAUGUGUGACAUGUGAGGUGUCGUACUGCGAGGAGUGCCUGCGGGCCACUCACCCAAACAAGAAGCCGUUCACCGGACACAGGCUCAUCGAGCCCUUGCAGGACUCCCACCUCAGGGGGCUCCAGUGUCUGGAGCACGAGGAGGAGAAGGUGAACAUGUACUGUGUCAGCGACGACCAGCUCAUCUGCUCGCUGUGCAAACUGGUCGGACGGCACAGGGACCACCAGGUGGCAGCACUGAGCGACCGCUACGAGAAACUCAGGCAAGCCCUGGACACCAAUCUGAGCAACUUGAUCAAGAGGAACAACGAGCUGGAGUCGCUGAUGGGGAAGCUGAUCCAGACUUGUCAACAUGUGGAGGUGAACGCAUCCCGUCAGGAGGGCAAGCUCAUGGAGGAGUGUGAUCUCCUGAUUGAAAUCAUUCAGCAGAGGAGGCAGAUCAUUGGCAGCAAGAUCAAGGAGGGGAAGACACAAAGGAUGCGUAAGCUCGCCCAGCAGAUCUCCAACUGCAAGCAAUGCAUCGAGAGGUCCUCUGCCCUCAUCACACAGGCCGAUCAGACGCUGAAAGAAACGGAUCACGCACGCUUCCUGCAGACCGCCAAGAGCAUCAACGAGAGGGUUUCAAUGGCGACUGCUUCUACACAAGUACUGAUCCCUGAGAUAACCCUGACGGACACCUUCGACACUUUCGCUCUGGACUUCGCCAGAGAGAAGAAGUUGUUGGAGAAUCUGGAUUACCUCACAGCUCCGGGCGCUCCGUGCAUAAGAGAAGAGUUGUGCACGGCGUCCUACGACACGAUCGCCGUGCACUGGACGUCCGAUGAUGAAUUCACAGUGGUGUCCUAUGAGCUGCAGUACGCCAUCUUCACCGGGCAGUCCAACAUUGCAAGUCUGUGCAACUCGCUGGAGAGCUGGAUGAUUGUUCCCAACAUCAAGCAGAACCACUACACCGUGCACGGUCUGCAGAGCGGCACCAAGUAUAUCUUUGUCGUCAAGGCCAUUAACCAAGCGGGAAGCAGAAGCAGCGAACCGGGGACUCUGAAGACCAACAGCCAGCCGUUCAAGCUGGACCCCAAAUCGGCCCACAAGAAGCUCAAAGUGUCCCACGAUAACCUGACGGUGGAGCGGGACGAGACCACGUCCAAGAAAGGCCACAGCCAGGAGCGGUUCACCAGCCAGAGCAGCUACGGCGUGGUGGGAAACGUGUACAUCGAUAGCGGGCGCCACUACUGGGAGGCUUUGAUCGGAGGGAGCACAUGGUACGCUGUGGGCAUUGCCUACAAAUCAGCCCCCAAGCACGAGUGGAUCGGCAAGAACUCCGCCUCCUGGGUGCUCUGCCGCUGCAACAACUCCUGGGUGGUCCGCCACAACAGCAAAGAGCUGGCCAUCGAGCCGUCGCCCCACUUGCGGCGCGUCGGGGUCCUCCUGGACUACGACGCCGGCUACCUGACCUUCUACGACGCCGUGGGCUCCCAGCACCUGCACACGUUCCACGUCUCCUUCGUGCAGCCCGUGUGCCCCGUGUUCAACGUGUGGAAUAAGUGUCUGACCAUUCUCACCGGGCUGCCCAUCCCAGACCAUUUAGAGGGACUGGACCCCCAAGACUGAACGCCACACAGACGAGAUUCAAUCCGCAUUAAAUGGUCUUAGUUGUUUUAAAGCUGUGCUGGGUACAAGUUUGGAGAAUUGGCAUUGUUAUGAAAGAGAGCAAAUCCUUUUGAAUCACUACAACUCCGGUUUUUGAACUUUUUCACAAGUCCACACUCCUCUGCUCCUCUACAGUGACUCAGCAAGUCCUGAUAAAAACUGAACGCACCACUGUCUGAUAACUCUUUUUCUUCUGUUGUCAAGAAAGUUCAAAUGUUUGGGAAUAAUCUCAAAUUCAGGCAUGAGGGAAACUAACAGAGGAACAAGGUUUGGUUGAUCUUUUAUCCUUUUUGAGACUGAAGUCAAAACGUCCAGGAUAAGUCAAAGUGUUGGGAAUUAAGCCAAAACAGGAGGAUUAAGUGGAAAAGGAGAGGGAAAUGUCAAGAAAUGUUGAGAAAAAUGUCACGGAUAAGUUGAAGAAAGUUGUAUUUUUAGUGUUAGCGCGAGGUUGAAGGAAAAGUAGAACAAAGUCAGAGGAUUUGGAGAAUUCUGACUUUGUUCUCUGAUGCACAUUAUAAAAGUCUUCCCCUAAUCUUCCCCUCAAGCCUGGUAUGAAUAAACUUCCAGAAAUCAAGCGGCAACCUCCAGCCGCCAAAAUUGAAGCCAAUGAGGAAGUGUUCAAAACUGCAGUUCCUUGAGUGUCCACUAGAGGCUGGCUCCAGAAGUACCGGAAACCACAUACACACCCAUUCAAAGAUAACGUGGCAGUUUCAUAGAUAUUAAGAUUACAAGUCUUCCAUAGCGAGAGGCACAGCUGACUUGAUUGACAGGAGGGAACAUUGCAGCUGUUGGCGAGGAGGCUCAAACCCCGCCUCUUUACGUCACACUUGCUCAACAGAAGUAAUGUUAAGUUCAACAUUUCCAAUAUGGCUGCCGCCGCCGAUUGGCCUCAAAACAGCACUUCAGAAGCAGAUGGGUGACGUCAAGGAUACUACGUCCAUUAUUUAUACAGUCUAUGGUAAAAAUGAGUAUGUUGCUAGACCAGCUACAUCACUGUUUUUAAUCCAUGCUACAAACACUUACCCAGUGCAGCUUUAAAUGCUUAGCUAACUUUUCUAACUGCUCUUAAGUUGUACAUUAUGAUUUCUAAAAACGAAUAGGACUUCUGACAGCUGCUCUUGAUGGACGCUCUCAAAAGAAGCCAAGACAAAUGGACAAAGCUGAGCCGGAGAGUCCGACUGGAAGGCACUUUGGGCAACGAGGAAACAAGCCACCAAUCAAUUUCUAAUUUACACCUUAUCAGAUCUAGCACUUUGAAGAUGCCACACACACUAACUCACACACCUCAACUCUAAUCGAUCACGGUUGCUGGAAGGAGCGGACUAGACAGAUCUACAUUUUGUACAUUAAACGCACCUCCUCCUUUAUCUUCCCCUCGUUUAAGAAGAUGGAACCAAAGUAGUCUGUCCAGAUGUCUUUACAUAAAAUUUUACAAAUGCUAAAAUAUUUUUAAAAAGUGAGAGGGAGGAAGGAGCGGGAUGCUAAUAUGAAAUGCAGGAUUUCCUUAAAGGUAGAGUUCGUUGUUUGCACAUUGUUCAGACUCUAUUCGUGGUUAUGGAGCCUGAAAACUUCCUGGUGCAAUUAACAUGCAUUUCUUCUGGGAACAUGUUGUGUUUUUAUUUGAUUACUGUGUUGUUGCUUUCUUUUUUUGGCAGACAGAUAUGUUCUGCCAUCUUUAUUUUAUGUGAUGCAUAAUGUGUGAGCUGUGUAGCCCCAGGUUAUUCGUAGAGCUACAUGUGGACGGCUGUUUUUCUCACUUUUCUAUGAAACAAGCAUUUGACGAUAACGGAUAAUUUGCUUUUGACAGAGUGUCUUCCCAUUUAUCUUUAAUAACAUGAAAACUUCUUGAUGAUUUUUGAGACAACACAGUCAUAUGAAGAGCGCUGGCUUUGGACUUGUUGAACAUUUAUGAUGUCAGAAUGUCCCUUUACUUCAAAUUCUCCCUCACACCUUGACAUUUUAAGGGUCAGACUUCCUCAAUAAGAUUUAGGACAAUUCUUUCUCCUAUAAUCCAGAUGUUUUUGUAAGUUACAAUGUUUAACCAUGACAAAAAUGACGCCUGUCAGUGUAAAUACAAAGAUUUGGUUGCUUUGUUUCACCACCUGGUACACUCAAAAGUCUGAAGACAAAUAACAACCUCCUCUUUAACUCUGUGUUUCCCCGGCAAUUAAUUCAAAGCGUGUGUUCUCAUUGUAUCUGAUAUGAAUAUGUAGUGCUUAAUUUAAUGUUUCCAUUUAACUUUAUGACCAUGGUGUUACAUGUUCUGUCUCUGUGGACAUUUUUAUGGGAAAAGGAUAUGAGUGCUUGCACCACUGUUGUUUGAGAUAUGUCUAUGAGAAGGUCAAAAAUAAAUGUUCCUUUUCACAAUAAAA
Messenger RNA from Notolabrus celidotus (New Zealand spotty), 4940 nucleotides. Its product is annotated as E3 ubiquitin-protein ligase Midline-1-like. The transcript has 10 exons. The coding region runs from base 466 to 2529 and encodes 687 amino acids. Lineage: Eukaryota; Metazoa; Chordata; Actinopteri; Labriformes; Labridae. Gene Ontology annotation, molecular function: zinc ion binding; protein binding. The record is from RefSeq and is a predicted model, not a curated record.